UUGACACGGUUUCAGAGCAGCAGGUCAGGGAGGCUGAGUGAAUGUUUAGUGUCGGGGGGGUUUUCUGUAAGGCAGCAGCUACUAUGGCAGGCUCUCUGCACUCCACUUUUACUCCGCUUUUAUUCCUGCUCUGCUUUUUUGCAAGCCCUUCGUUCGCCUCAGCCAGACCUGCCACCGCCGAGGAGGAUGAUGCACCUACAGCAACCAGACCCACUCCUGCAGCUUUCAGCACAGCCCACAGUCUUUUACCUGCAGGGGAAACCAAUGCCACUGAGGCCCCCACCACAGGACUCCAGACCAGAUAUAGUAAGUCAACAACUAGGACCACCGCAGCCCCUGAACUCCUGCAUGAAGAUGGACGUAAAACACCAAAGAGAAAAGUGUCCAGAAAAGAAGAAGAGGAGGAGGAAGGUCCUCUGGAGUUUGCGAGCAGGUCCAUCAGGAGCGUUAAAGUAGCCAAGAAGCCCAAAACUGUCCAGAAGAAACUCAAAGUCAUCACCAAGAAGCCGAAGUUUGCUAAGAAGGGAAAGGCCCAGGUCAAAAAACCCAGCGUGAGGCAUUCAGUGGCUGCAGAAACAGUCCCACAAUGUCCCCCCCUCGGUCUGGAGUCGCUGAAGGUCAAAGACACUCAGCUGAGGGCUUCGUCCUACAAGCGAAGAGGCCUGGGUCCCCACCGCGGCCGACUCAACAUCCAGUCUGGGACAGAGGACGGAGACAUCUACGACGGGGCCUGGUGCGCUCGGUACAGGGACAAGAAGCAGUGGCUGGAGGUCGACGCUCGGCGGCCGACUCGCUUCACCGGGGUCAUCCUGCAGGGCCGAAGCUCCAUCUGGAGCUGGGACCUGGUGUAUUCCUACAAGGUGCAGUUCAGCAACGACACGUUGGUGUGGAAGCCGUGUAUGAACGGGAGCGAAGAGGCCGUGUUUGAAGGGAACCAGGACUCGGAGACCCCCGUCCUGGCCCUGUUUAACACGUCCACUGUGGCUCGUUACAUCCGGAUCAACCCGCAGACCUGGUACGAGAACGGGACAGACGGGGACAUCUGCCUGAGGGCUGAGGUGUUGGGCUGCACACUCCCAGAUCCUAAUAACAUCUACGCGUGGCAGACGGAGCCAACGGAGUCCAGAGACAAACUGAACUUCAGUCACCACAACUACAAGGAGAUGAGAAAGCUGAUGAAGUCGGUGAACGAGGCGUGUCCCGACAUCACCCGCAUCUACAGCAUCGGGAAAAGCUACAAGGGCCUGAAGCUCUACGUCAUGGAGAUCUCCGACAAUCCUGGGAAACACGAACUGGGAGAACCAGAGUUCCGAUACGUCGCAGGGAUGCACGGGAACGAGGUCCUCGGCCGGGAGCUUCUGCUCAACCUCAUGGAGUACAUGUGCCAAGAGUACAAACGAGGAGACCCGCGAAUAAUCCGUCUGGUCAAAGAGACUCGCAUCCACCUGCUGCCCUCCAUGAACCCCGACGGAUACGAGAUGGCCUUUAAAAAGGGCUCGGAGCUGGCGGGGUGGGCGUGGGGCCGCUACAGCUACGAAGGCAUCGACAUGAACCACAACUUCGCCGACCUCAACUCGAUCAUGUGGACCGCCAUCGAGCUGGAGACGGACCGGUCCAAACUCAUCAACCACUACUUCCCCAUCCCUGAGCAGUACACCUCAGAGGAAGCCUUUGUGGCGUCCGAGACCCGAGCCGUCAUCAACUGGAUGCAGGACAUCCCGUUUGUCCUCAGCGCCAACCUCCACGGCGGAGAGCUGGUGGUCACCUACCCGUACGACAUGACCCGGGACUGGGCGCCCCGGGAGCACACGCCCACUGCAGACGAGAGCUUCUUCCGCUGGUUGGCCACGGCCUACGCCAGCACCAAUCAGGUGAUGUCCAACCCGGACCGCCGGCCGUGCCACAACAAGGACUUCCUCAGGUACAACAACAUCAUCAAUGGAGCAGACUGGCACAACGUACCAGGAAGUAUGAACGAUUUCAGCUACCUCCACACCAACUGUUUCGAGGUGACGGUGGAACUGUCCUGUGAUAAGUUUCCUCACGUCAGCGAGCUUCCCAUCGAGUGGGAGAACAACCGAGAGUCUCUGCUGGUUUACAUGGAGCAGGUGCAUCGUGGGAUUAAGGGUGUGGUCCGGGACAGAGACACGGAGGCCGGUAUAGCAGACGCCGUCAUCAAAGUGGAUGAGAUCGAUCAUCACAUUAGAACAGCGGCCGAUGGUGAUUUCUGGCGGCUGCUGAAUCCGGGCGAGUACCGGGUGACGGCGGCUGCAGAGGGCUACCUCCCCUCCUCCCGCACCUGCCAGGUCAUGUACGACCACUACCCGACCAUCUGCGACUUCCGCCUCACCAAGACGCCCAAAGAGAAGCUGAAGGACGUUCUGGCCAAGGGGGAGAAACUUCCCAAAGACCUGCAGCUCAGGCUGCGGCAGCUACGCAUGCGCAAACUCCGAGUCACCACCAAAGCCAUCAACCAGAGGAGAGCAGCUGCUGCUGCCGCUGCUGCUGCUGCCAAGCCAGCAAAGAGGGCGUCACGGUGAUUUGAGAAAGAGAACAAAGCAGGACUUGGUUCAGAGACGAGUCUUCACUGGAUUCAUGUUGAGGUUCUGCUGGACACCGUGUUCCUGCUACACCUCUACACAUGGACGGUUUGAUCUUCUGCUGUGGAGCAGCGGAGCAUCUGGAGACCAAGUUUAUAUGCAAUGGUGAAAAAAGUAAUCAGAUUACUCCUUUAAAAAGUAACUCGGUCACUUUACUUGAUUACUUGAUUUCAAAAAUAACUAAGUUAGAUUAAAAGUUGCUUUAUUAGUUACAUUUCCUCUACAACAUACUGCCCGACCAACUUCUUUAACUCUCCCAAACUUACCUGGUUUUACCUUUUGGACUUUAAGUCUUUUUUUAUUUUGUUUUUUUUGUGGUGGUCAUCACUGAUGCCUCACAGCAAGAAGAUUCCUGAUUCGAGUCCUGGUUCGAGUCAGACGACCCUCUGGAUGGCAAUUUUUUGCAGCAGUUCAAUGAGGGUUUAAAUGAAGCUAUUUAAAUGAUAAACAAUUGAUAUAAUGUAAUUCCAUUUUAUACUGUACACAUAAUUAAGUAAUAAAUUAAUUUAAGCAACAAAAAUCACUACUCCAGGAGGUAAUUCCAGCCAGAAAAUGCUCAUCUCUCUCCUCCCUCCAUUGUUGUUUGUGUUGUUGUGUGGUGUUACAGGUGUUACAGGUGUUACAGGUGUUACAGGUACGUGGUGUCAAUCCCCAAGACGCCAGCA
Messenger RNA from Mugil cephalus (flathead mullet), 3265 nucleotides. Its product is annotated as probable carboxypeptidase X1. Gene Ontology annotation, biological process: proteolysis. Gene Ontology annotation, molecular function: zinc ion binding; metallocarboxypeptidase activity. The coding region runs from base 42 to 2540 and encodes 832 amino acids. The transcript is spliced from 15 exons. The record is from RefSeq and is a predicted model, not a curated record. NCBI's taxonomy places the organism in Eukaryota, Metazoa, Chordata, Actinopteri, Mugiliformes, Mugilidae.